Messenger RNA from Rotaria sordida, 405 nucleotides. The record is from the annotation of a GenBank genome assembly. Lineage: Eukaryota; Metazoa; Rotifera; Eurotatoria; Philodinida; Philodinidae.
AUGGCAGCACAAAUUGUAAAUUUACCAAGUUUACUUAUUGGGCGAGUAUUAACAAAAAGUAAUACAACAACAGCUAUUAUAAGAGUUUUACAAAUGAAACUUGAUGAUAAAUUUGAUAUGUUUUUUAAUCAACGUAUCGAUUAUAAAGCAUUUGAUAAACGUGAACAAACAAAAGUUGGUGAUAUAGUUUUAUUAAAAAAACGACCAACACUUGAAUGUCGUUAUCCAUUAGAACGUUAUGAAAUAAGUGAAAUUAUUUAUGAACUUGGUCGUAUUAAAGAUCCAUUAACUGGACGACGAUGUAAUGGUUUAAGAUUUCUCGAUGAAUCUUUUGUUGCCAAUGAACGUGAAAAUCAAUUAAAACGUCUAUCUCCACCACCAAUAAAUGCCACGCCUAGCGAAUAA